Rubroshorea leprosula is the source of this 948-nucleotide messenger RNA. The record is from the annotation of a GenBank genome assembly. NCBI's taxonomy places the organism in Eukaryota, Viridiplantae, Streptophyta, Magnoliopsida, Malvales, Dipterocarpaceae.
UUUCCUCAUUCUUAUCUUUAAAGUGCAAACCCACCUCUCCACUAAUGUUGAUUUUCAUUAGUAUGUGAAAUGCAUGAAAAUGUCAUUUCUAGUUGAUCAAGAUUUGACUUUUAAGAGAUUAGAAUAAGUAAUUUUUCUUGAAUUUGUUAAUUUUGGUGUUGAUCAUUGGCUUUUGAUCAAAUCAAAGAGGUAUUAAUCCUCUACCAGUUCCACAACUUUCAUCAUCACAUUAAUAUUAACAAGAAAAACAACAAUAAUAAUGGCAUUAAAAACACAAUAUGUCAAACUCAAAACUUCCAACUUAGAAAGGGAGAAUAAUAUUGAAUUAGUUGACUCUUUUUAACAGCUAUGGUUGCCUAUGGGCAUAUAGCUUUCAGAAGAAAAGAUAUUUUGCAAGAAGAGCACAAACAAUGUUUCUUCAAAAAUUUCAACGAAAUGGAUUCUAAUUAAGGUCAUCUUGACUUGCACUGGUAACUAGUUGUGCCUGCAACUUCCACAUUUCCACUUGAUUAGGCCUAAUUAGGCCAGCAAAUGCAAAUUCAGCCCAAAGAAUGGGCUUGGGAUCUGAGAAUGAAGCCCAGAACUACAGAACCCCAAAUUCAAUAAUGGAAGUACUGGUACUGCUAUGAAACCAUGAUUUCAACUAGUAAUUCUGAAGCAGAAAUUGCUUUCUACUUCUACAUGUCAUCUUAAGAAUAAGCAAUGUGUAAACUCAUCUAGAUUAACCAAAAUGGUUUUACAGAAGAACAAAAUUCACUUGUAGGAUCUGUGACAACAGGAUUCUACUCUACUCAAUCCUCUAAAAUUUGUGUUUCAUCAACCAGCUGUUGUGUUAGAUUCUCCAGGUUGUGAAUCUAAGUGGUCAAUGAACUAAUCCUACUGAUUUUCCCUUUCAAUUAAUUUUCAUUCCCUUGUUCCUACAAAGAAAUAUAAAUCACCUUGUUAGAU